CUUCCUCAAAAGAUGGCAUCCUUCCAAAUGGCAAAAGACACCACUCCUCUAUCCCUCUCUCCAAACUUCAUUCUCUCAGAGAAUCACAGGCCACACCUCUCAAAUGUUUCAGCUCUGGAAUCAAUCCCCACCAUUGAUUUGAACGACCAAGGCAGCAGCAAUAACUGCGAUGGACCAUCCCCAUUGGUUCAGAAGAUCUCACGAGCUUGUGCGGAGUAUGGAUUUUUCCAGAUCAUCAACCAUGGAGUACCCGAGGAAAUGAUGACUGCCAUGGUCCAGAGGUUCAGAAGAUCUCACGAGCUUGUGAGGAGUAUGGAUUUUUCCAGAUCAUCAACCAUGGAGUACCUGAGGAAAUGAUAACUGCCAUGGUCCAGUUCUUCAAAUUGCCUCCUGAAGAAAGGGCAAAAUACUUCACCACAGAUCACUCCAAGCAAGUAAAGCUUUUCAAUUACUACCUCAAAGUUGAAGAGCAAGAGCAAAAUGUCACUAUGUGGAGUGAAACCUUCCCAAGCAAGAGCAAAAGUGAGGUUUUUGCUGAAUAUGCAAAGGAGAUUGGCAGAUUGAUGAAAAUGCUCUUGGGAUUGCUAUCCCAGGGACUUGGACUAGAAAAGGACUGCUUACAAAAGAAGCUGGGUGAUAAUCCUACUCUGAUAGCACGGGGAAACUACUAUCCACCAUGUCCAGACCCUGAGGUCACGCUUGGACUAGCUAUCCGUACUGAUCUCAAUGCACUCACAGUACUCAGGCAGACAGAGGGAGUAACUGGCCUUCAAGUGAUCAAAGAUGGGAAAUGGGUUGCUGUCGAUUCUCUCCCCAGUGCCUUUGUUAUCAAUCUUGGUGACCAAAUUCAGGUUUUGAGUAAUGGAAGGUAUAAGAAAGUGCACGACAGGGCAGUGACCCAACAGGGACACUGUGAUUGGUGCAAUUGAGGAUUCGAUUGAUGAGCAACACCCUACAUUGUAUCGGAGCUACAAGUAUGCAGAGUUUUAAGAGUUCUACAGGCAAGAAGGAACAAGAAAGUUUGUCAAGGAAGAUUUUGAGUUGCGGAAUUGAAAAAUUACCUUGACUUAUAUGAUUGGCUAUGUUGUAUUCCAAACAUUAUUGUCAUCAUCUAAAAAUUUUCUCAGUGUUGUUAUUUAUUUUUUUUAAAUCGCCACGACAGCCUACCUUUCAGGUUAGGAAAGAUUCACAAAGGUAUUUUAGCCUCUUCAUGACUA
Molecule: messenger RNA, 1217 nt
Organism: Pyrus x bretschneideri (Chinese white pear)
Lineage: Eukaryota; Viridiplantae; Streptophyta; Magnoliopsida; Rosales; Rosaceae
Product: protein DOWNY MILDEW RESISTANCE 6-like
Exons: 3
Coding region: 354-929 (191 amino acids)
Source: RefSeq, a predicted model, not a curated record